Molecule: messenger RNA, 1869 nt
Organism: Thrips palmi
Lineage: Eukaryota; Metazoa; Arthropoda; Insecta; Thysanoptera; Thripidae
Exons: 10
Coding region: 112-1605 (497 amino acids)
Biological process (GO): DNA catabolic process
Cellular component (GO): cytoplasm
Molecular function (GO): nucleic acid binding; 3'-5'-DNA exonuclease activity
Source: RefSeq, a predicted model, not a curated record
AGGCACUUAUUUAAGUUUUCAGAGCGGGACCGUUCAUCACACCGUGGCCCGUUAGUCAACGGAACAGACCCGGUCUUUCUUCUCCUGCAAGGUGAAAUUGGUGGAGCCAUUAUGGCUCAAAUGGACGCAGCUAACCGCUUCAACCCGCUGGUGAUUUUUGACCUGGAAACCACCGGACUGAAUAUCGAAGAUGAGGUCAUUCAAAUUGCUGCUGUGGUGAACCCUGGUUCAGCCUUCAAUUGCUUCAUGAUGCCCGCGAGAGACAUCCCUGGUGAGGUGACGGCUUUGAGGGGCUUCGCCAAGCACGGCGACUCGCUGACGCUGGAUGGCCGGCGCGUGGACACGGUGACCCGAAGCGCCGCUGUCCGCGGGUUCCUGGAGUUCGUCCGCCAGGCUCGUGGGACCACUGGGACGGAGCAUCGCCGGAUGGUGCUGGCGUCGCAUUACGCGUUCGGCUUCGGUGCCGACCGCCUCCUCAGACUGGUCGACGAGGAGGGCCAGGUGGCGGCGCUGGCCGAGCUGGUGGAGGGGUUCGCCGACACGCUGCCCGUUUUCCGGACGGCCCUCCCGCACCGCGCCCACGGGACCUACAAGCUGGGCAUGCUGGCCCAGGACUUGGAGGUCAUGGACGGCGUCGGGGCUUUGCACAGUGCGGACCGAGACGCCAUCGUCAUGAAGCGCCUCAUCGACACGCUCGGCGUCGCGGAGCAGCUGAAGGCGUCCUGCCGGCCCCUGUCCGAGUUCAAAGCUUUCAGGACCGCGGAGCUGCGCUACAAGCUGCGUGCCAUCAAGGCCUUGGAGGAGGCGGCCAAACAAGUGAAGACGAAGCUGCCGGAGGUCGUGGAGUCUGCGGGGUGGGCCUCGCACUUCCAUUUGGGGCAGCUGGACGAGCAGCAGAGCAAUCUGGAGUCGGCGAAAGAGGAGUGGCAGGACUUUUGUGCGGCCGACGCAGAGAGCCAGGACUCUGCCAGGGAGGAGGCGGACUUGGCGCUGACGGCGGCGCAGCAUUUGCCCGACUGGCUGGCCCUGGCGGACUCCCAAGCGGCCACGUGGACGCUGGAGCUGCGGCAAGGAGGUGUCGUCUGGAGAGGUAGCUUUCCGGUCGCCAUGUUCGCGGAGGCUGCGUGCCCUGCGCUGUACUCGCUGUUGGACGACGGCGUUCUCCAGAGGCAGACACCUCGCCAGCAGUGUGGCACCGUGGUGAAGCGGCUGCGGCGACUGGAGGCGACCGUUCGCAAGGUCAAGGCUCCCCUGGAGCGACUCUUCCACCGCCUCGAAUUCUUCCGGAACAAACGCGAGGAGGACCACCUGGAGGCCAUCGCCCACCGCCUGAGCGACACGAGGCAGAAGGUGGAGGAUGCUUUGAACGCACCCGGCUUCCCGAGUCUGGGUGACACCAUGAAGCUAGUGGACGAAACGCUGCAGCGUGACCAGUACCUAGCAGACUGGCUGCAGCUCAUUGCCGACGGCGGGGCUGUGGUGGACAUGAAGGUGCAGCUUGGCUCGGACGCGUGGGCCGGGAAGACCAGCAUGAAAGAGUUUCCCCAGGCUGCGCAAGUUCUGCUGUUUGACGUCAUGUGUUACCACAAAGUCGAGAGGCAGUAGAAAGCUUCGUCUGACCUGGAAGCAGUGGACUUCGACGUACCCAACGCCCUAUGACGCCCGAGUCGUCUCUCCUCUUCUCAAGCUGCUGUAUGCGUGUCGCUUGUUUAUUUUAAUUUCCUGAUCAGUCUCUUGUAGACGGCCGGUGCGUUGCGAUAUGUACAUGCACACUGUUAUUUGUUAAGUUGAUCUUAUAUGUCGGUUUUCUCAACCACAAAUUCAUUUGAGUGUUAUUUUUAAAUAAAUAAUUAGAGCUAUUACUGAGCA